UUAACGAAUAAACCGCGCGAGGACAUCACGGGUUCCUUAACUCCAAUCUGUAGUAAUUCUACUACAAAGAUGUGUACGGUCUCGUUCUCGCCUGCGCAAGUCGAUACAUUUCCAUUCUCUUCAUUUUUUGUCCCAUUGUUGCCCCUCACCAGAACCAAUAAUUACAGCACCGUUCCCUUCAAGAAGCACAAGAGAAAACCCAUAACCCGAUUCAUACUUCUCUCAGUUUCGGCUUCUUCAACAGCCAAAGAUGUCUGGCGAAGAACGACGCCGUCCUCACCUUCUUACCACCAAGCGUACCGCAGACACCCCAGAAAACAAGAGCCUGUGCACUUGGAUCACAGCGUGGACAUGGACGAGCUCUUGGCCUCGAUCGGACAGACCCAGAACGAGCAAGAGCUGUACGCUCUAAUGUCACCGUACAAAGGCAGACAGCUCUCAAUACGUUUCAUGGUUUCGCUGCUCUCGCGCGAGCCUGACUGGCAAAGGUCGCUAGCGCUGCUCGACUGGAUUAACGAAGAGGCUUCGUAUUCGCCUUCGGUGUUCGCGUACAACGUGGUCAUGCGCAAUGUGCUUCGCUCGAAGCAGUGGGAGAUUGCGCAUGGGCUGUUUGAGGAAAUGCGCCAGAGAGCGCUCGCGCCUGAUAGGUAUACUUACUCGACGCUUAUUACUUGUUUUGGGAAGGAGGGUAUGUUUGACUCUGCGCUGGCUUGGCUCCAGAAAAUGGAGCAAGACCGUGUGUCUGGGGACCUUGUUUUGUAUAGUAAUUUGAUUGAGCUUUCCCGGAAGUUACAUGAUUAUUCCAAGGCUAUAUCAAUCUUUUCGAGGUUGAAAGCGUUGGGUAUUAUGCCGGACCUUGUAGCUUAUAACUCGAUGAUCAAUGUGUUUGGUAAAGCUAAGCUAUUUCGAGAAGCCCGUCUUCUUAUUAAAGAGAUGAGGGCAGUGGGUGUUUUGCCGGAUACGGUGAGCUAUUCGACGCUUUUAACUAUGUAUGUCGAGAAUCAGAAGUUUGUUGAGGCACUAUCUGUUUUCUCUGAGAUGAAUGAGGUGAAGUGCCCGCUUGACCUUACAACGUGCAAUAUUAUGAUUGAUGUUUAUGGACAGCUGGAUAUGGCCAAGGAAGCUGACAGACUGUUUUGGAGCAUGAGGAAGAUGGGAAUUGAACCCAAUGUUGUUAGUUACAAUACCCUUUUGAGGGUUUAUGGUGAGACUGAGCUUUUUGGGGAGGCCAUCCAUCUUUUUCGGUUGAUGCAGAGGAAGGAUAUUGAGCAGAAUGUUGUUACCUACAACACCAUGAUCAAGAUUUAUGGGAUGACUCUUGAGCAUGAAAAAGCUACGAAUCUUGUGCAAGAGAUGCAGAAUAGAGGGAUCGAACCAAAUUCCAUUACGUACUCUACAAUAAUAUCUAUAUGGGAUAAGGCAGGGAAAUUGGAUCGGGCAGCAAUGCUGUUUCAGAAGCUUAGGAGUUCGGGAGUUGAGAUUGAUCAGGUCCUUUAUCAGACGAUGAUUGUGGCUUAUGAGAGGGCAGGUUUGGUUGCUCAUGCUAAGCGUUUGCUUCAUGAACUCAAGCGCCCAGACAAUAUCCCCAGGGAGACUGCAAUUAAGAUUCUUGCUGGAGCAGGUCGGAUUGAAGAGGCUACAUGGGUUUUUCGCCAGGCUUUUGAUGCUGGGAAGGUGAAAGAUAUAUCAGUUUUUGGGUGCAUGAUUGAUCUUUAUUCAAGGAACAGGAAGCAAACAAAUGUCAUUGAGGUGUUUGAGAAGAUGAGAGCCGCAGGUUAUUUUCCUGAUUCUAAUGUGAUUGCUCUUGUUCUGAAUGCUUAUGGGAAGUUGCGGGAUUUUGAGAAGGCGGAUGCUGUAUAUAGUGAGCUGCAGGAAGAGGGAUGUGUUUUUCCAGAUGAAGUUCACUUCCAGAUGCUCAGUCUCUAUGGUGCUAGAAAGGAUUUUAAGAUGGUAGAGUCACUGUUCGAGAGGCUGGACUCUGAUCCCAACAUCAACAAGAAGGAGUUGCAUCUUGUUGUUGCCAGCAUCUAUGAAAGAGCGGAUAGACUUAAUGAUGCAUCCCGAAUCAUGAACAGAAUGAAUGAAAGAGGAACUUUGAGAUCAUGACCAUCUUUAGAAGUCUGCAUAUGACCUUGUGUCUGGUAAAUUUUGCAAAACCAUCCGAAAAUGCAGUUUUCUUUUCUGCUGAUAAUUUUGUAUAUAUUUUGUACUUGAACCUCCUAUUUCUCCAACCCAUCUGUGUUUAUCACACUGAGAUGUCCGGCUCACCAGCGAUCAUUGUAGCACUGCAAGGAGGAGUCAUGAAUACUAGUCAUUUUCUCUUCAUUUCUUAUAUGUCAUCCUUAUGAGAAGCAGGGAAGAUGGUUUAUAGACAAGAA
Molecule: messenger RNA, 2378 nt
Organism: Alnus glutinosa
Lineage: Eukaryota; Viridiplantae; Streptophyta; Magnoliopsida; Fagales; Betulaceae
Product: pentatricopeptide repeat-containing protein At5g39980, chloroplastic
Exons: 1
Coding region: 70-2106 (678 amino acids)
Molecular function (GO): protein binding
Source: RefSeq, a predicted model, not a curated record